AAAACGAGGCAACUCCAGGAGAUUCGAACACAAAUGUUCUUGUGUAGAGGUUAUCUUGAAGUUUCAAGGCGUCUAAGAGCAAACUGCUUUAAUUUUUUGUUAAAAAGAAACAUGAGACUAGUGCAGUUUGUCGCAGAGGGAAAGAAAAGUGUUGGCGUCGAAGUAGAGAAAGAUGGGGCGAUCGUUGACUUGUGCAAAUUUGACGAGUCCGUCCCAAACAACAUGCGCGAGUUCCUCGAGCAAGGAACAAGGACACUCGAGAUUGCUAAAAGGGCACUGGAUUCUAAAAGCAAUUUGGUUGAAAGAUCAAGUGUAGAGCUGAAGGCACCUGUUAAUCCAUCAAAAGUUAUUGGCAUUGGAAUGAAUUAUGUUGAUCAUUGUGAGGAGCAAAAUGCACCAAUCCCAAAAGAACCAAUAGUUUUUGGAAAGUUUCCAAAUACUAUUCAAGAUCCUUUUGGGCCAAUUAUUUAUCCAACAGAGUCAAAUGCUGUUGACUGGGAAGUUGAGCUGGCAAUUGUUAUUGGAAAGCAUGGCACUCACAUAAAGGAGACUGAUGCAUCGAGUUACGUAGCUGGUUAUUGUGUUGCCCAUGAUGUCAGUGCAAGGGACAAACAGUUGCAUUCAAAUGGUGGCCAAUGGCUUCUUGGCAAAACCUUUGAUACCUUUUGUCCAAUUGGACCAGCUUUAGUUACCCCAGACCAAAUCUCUGACCCUCACAAUCUUGGCAUUAGAUGUCGUGUAAAUGGUCAAACAAUGCAAAAUUCUACAACGAAGAAUUUGAUUUUCAAAACGCCACAGAUAAUUUCAUAUAUAUCCAGGUAUUUUUCUUUGGCUCCUGGCGAUGUCAUAGUCACUGGAACACCACCUGGAGUCGGGUGUUUUAGAAAACCACCAACCUAUUUGAAGGUUGGAGAUGUUGUAGAAUGUGAAAUAGAUGAGAUCGGUUGCAUUCGAAACGAAGUUAUAGCUUCAAGCAAGAUUUAGAAGCUUGAGAAAAGUCCGUGAGUUUUCACUAUGGAAAAUGAUCUUUAUACGAUUUUGUGCAUCGCUCUCUAUAAGGUAGAACUCUGAGACAAACUUUUCUAAAUAUCAUUACAUUUUCCAGAAAAAUAUGUAUAUGUAGGAAAAUUGGCUUCAAAAAUGGUUUCAAUUUUAUUUUUGUCCAAUUUUUUUCUUCAUGCCUCUAUUUUUUCUUUUAUGAUUUAUAUUAGAUCAUAGCACCUUAUUUUGUCAUUGAAUUGAUUAAAAUUACUGAAUUUAAAUUGUUUAUGUAAUUUAUGGUUAAAUGUGUGAAUAUCGUUAUUGAUUUUUUUAACUGAAAUAAUUUAUUGAAUGAUGGAAUAGAAUUUGCGGGAGAGUACCGAUCUUCA
This is a messenger RNA of Rhopilema esculentum, 1370 nucleotides long. Its product is annotated as oxaloacetate tautomerase fahd2, mitochondrial. The record is from RefSeq and is a predicted model, not a curated record. Gene Ontology annotation, molecular function: catalytic activity. NCBI's taxonomy places the organism in Eukaryota, Metazoa, Cnidaria, Scyphozoa, Rhizostomeae, Rhizostomatidae.